ACUGAGACUUUUCUAUUUUAGUUUCCCGGGUCACAUGAUCCUUCCAGCCAGUGAGAGCACUGCCGAAGUAAUGGCAACAACCUUCUGGGAUAAAUGUGGACUGCCAGCUGCCGAUCUCGCUGUUGACAGGAAAAGCAGAUAUGUUCCUUGCUCACUGCCAUUAGCAAUGACCAUGACCCUUCACACCAAAGCCUCUGGAGUUACCCUGCUGCACCAGAUUCAAGGCACUGAACUGGAGACUCUGAGCAGACCUCAGCUGAAGAUUCCCCUGGAACGAUCGCUCAGCGACAUGUAUGUGGAAAGCAACAAAACAGGAGUUUUUAACUACCCAGAAGGGGCCACCUACGAUUUCGGUACAACCGCUCCAGUGUACGGCUCUACUACGCUCAGUUAUGCCCCUACUUCUGAAUCUUUUGGGUCCAGCAGCCUGGCAGGAUUUCACUCUCUGAACAAUGUCCCACCAAGCCCAGUGGUGUUCUUGCAAACAGCACCCCAGCUCUCACCCUUCAUCCAUCACCACAGCCAGCAGGUACCCUACUACCUUGAAAAUGAACAGGGCAGCUUUGGGAUGAGGGAAGCUGCUCCUCCAGCCUUCUAUAGGCCAAGCUCUGAUAACAGGCGCCACAGCAUUCGAGAGAGAAUGUCUGGUACCAAUGAGAAAGGGAGUCUGUCCAUGGAGUCCACCAAGGAGACCCGGUACUGUGCUGUGUGCAACGACUAUGCUUCAGGCUACCAUUAUGGGGUCUGGUCUUGUGAGGGCUGCAAAGCCUUUUUCAAAAGAAGUAUUCAAGGGCACAAUGACUACAUGUGUCCUGCCACUAACCAGUGUACUAUUGACAAGAACAGAAGAAAGAGUUGCCAGGCCUGCCGACUAAGAAAAUGCUAUGAAGUGGGAAUGAUGAAAGGUGGAAUCCGGAAAGACCGCAGAGGUGGUGGGCGAAUGAUGAAACAGAAACGUCAAAGAGAGGAACAGGAUUCCAGGAAUGGGGAGGCUUCUUCUACAGAGCUGCGAGCUCCCACCCUUUGGACAAGUCCACUAGUGGUUAAACAUAACAAGAAGAACAGUCCAGCCCUGUCUCUGACAGCAGAACAGAUGGUCAGUGCCCUGCUGGAAGCUGAGCCACCCAUAGUUUAUUCUGAAUAUGACCCCAAUAGACCAUUCAACGAAGCAUCUAUGAUGACCCUGUUGACCAACCUUGCAGACAGAGAAUUAGUGCACAUGAUCAACUGGGCAAAGAGAGUUCCAGGAUUUGUGGAUUUAACACUCCAUGAUCAGGUCCAUCUACUGGAAUGUGCCUGGUUAGAGAUAUUGAUGAUCGGCUUAGUCUGGCGCUCCAUGGAACACCCGGGAAAGCUUUUAUUUGCACCUAAUCUAUUACUGGACAGGAAUCAAGGUAAAUGUGUAGAGGGCAUGGUGGAAAUCUUUGACAUGCUACUGGCUACUGCUGCUCGAUUUCGGAUGAUGAACCUUCAAGGGGAAGAAUUUGUAUGCCUUAAGUCCAUCAUCCUGCUCAAUUCUGGUGUGUACACUUUUCUUUCCAGCACCUUGAAAUCUCUAGAAGAGAGAGACUAUAUCCACCGUGUUCUGGACAAAAUCACAGAUACCCUGAUACACUUAAUGGCAAAGUCAGGUCUUUCUCUGCAGCAGCAGCACCGGCGACUGGCUCAGCUCCUCCUCAUCCUCUCUCACAUCAGGCAUAUGAGCAACAAAGGAAUGGAGCACCUGUACAAUAUGAAGUGUAAAAAUGUAGUUCCACUCUAUGACCUCUUACUGGAGAUGCUGGACGCUCACCGCCUACACGCACCGGCAGCCCGGAGUGCUGCACCAGUGGAAGAGGAGAACCAAAGCCUGCUGACAGCUGCACCAGCUUCAUCUCAUUCCCUGCAGUCCUUUUACAUUAACAGCAAAGAAGAGGAGUAUGCAGAAUACAAUAUAAACAAAAGUCAGCGUAUGUAAUGGUAUGAGAAACCCAGCAGCGUACUACAUAGCUCAUGCUUCAUGUCAUCUAUGGAGCCACAUAUGUCAACACUCCAGUGACAUCAGCCACCUGUAUUUUCCAUUUGAGUGUUUGUCAAGCACUUGCCUAAAUUGAUUCUUAUUCUAAAUGAAAGACAUUUCAUUACUAUGGACAGCUAGCAAGGACUGUUAGGCUAACUUAAUUUGAAAUUUGCAGUGUUUUAGUCUACUUUUGAAUGUGUGUUGGCUAAGUCCUAAUAUAAGCUGUAACAUUUGUUUUGCCAUAAAUUAAUAGGCCAUAACACCCAUGCAUACUUGUAUCUUCCCGAGUGGGAGCCUUUCUUGGUAUCCACCCCAAAUUCUGCACCCUUUUAGUCCUUGAGUUGCCUGAAACUUUGAAGCAGUUUGGUUGAUUCUGCAUGAGUUUUUGUGAGGGAUAACAGGAAGCUGAUUGGCAUCUUAGUUGCCACAGUGAAACUACACUGCUAGUGAAUUGCUUUGAUAGUUUGGUUAGAUUUCUGCCUCCUUUCUUCCUCAAUUGGAAGAAGACUCUUUGUAUGGAAAAAAUACUGUUUUGCAGACAGCUUCUUUUCAAGAUCAUAGUGACCAAACUUUUAGAUCCUCUUAUCCUUGCCCUUAGCUAAAUUACAUUGUGUGCAUCCUGUCUUGUCUGAUCCUAGGAAAUACAAUUCUGUUGCUUGGCUGUAUAUAAACCAUGGGCAAUAUGGCAAGCAGAGAUAACAUGGAUAAUUGCUCUCAAAUCAGACCAGGUGAUCACAGAAAUCAUCAUGCCUGGAAAACAAAACCAAAAUUCCAUGCCUUCUAAUACAUACACAAACCAAAGCUAUUUUAUGAAAUAUCUUUCCCUCUCAUUUGCUUUCUUGUGCUACAAACCAAGAGAUGAGGAUACCUGUGCAAGACUGGCAUAGCAAGGUGAGAUGAUCGCAUUCAUGGCAGUCUUGCCUAACAAGACUGGGGAGGGUUUCGAUCAGAGCCAGUGCAAACAGGUUUUGCACUAUCUAUCUUGCUUUUCUUCAGCUCUCACUGGGGCAACCUCAAAGGUCACUGUUAAUAUCCACCUUGUUUGUGGCACCAGAACUGGGCAGUGUGUCUCAGACAUGGUGAAGACUUCAAAACUGCACAUCCAGGGUGCAUCUGGCUUUCUCCAUACAUGUAUGUAAUCAUUUUUCAUGCAAGUUAGUUGGAUUCUGCAGAUCAACCAUAAAUAUACAAAAGGUCCACUGACAGUAGGAAUUUCAGCAGCUUAUAAAGGAGAGACACUGAAGAAAAAGACCAACUUAUCUGUUGUAUAAACUGACCAAAAUGGUCAUUUGUGCUGCUGUUGAACUGCCUUUAAUGCUAGAAAAUCAAAGAUCACAGAAUGUUGCUGGGUACUGGAAUCUUAUUAUUAUAUUUUGCAGGGAUGCUUUAUCUGUUUAAAGACAACCUUUGUCUGUGCUACCUGCACACUUGUUUUUCAUGUGCAAUUUGGGAGUUAGCCCAGACCAGGGACUAUUUCAGUAGCUGGUUGGAAAUGACCACCUGUAAGUAAGGAAGUUCAAUAGAACAUGUAUAGGCUGCUUCUUAGCAGCUGGCCACAGUGCCAUAGGAGGGUUUGGGGAUGCUUCUUUUAACUUUUAUGUUAGGUCAUGCUAAUUGUAAUAUCCUAUGACUAAAUAUAGGAAAUAAUGCAACCAAUGCGGUACAGGAGUUCCUAUGUCUAACCAUGCUCACUGUUAGACAAGCAAUGUCUUUGUUCAGUGAGUUCCAGUUACAAAGCAAUUGUGAAGAAAGCAAGGCAUAGGAUGAGUUUGUGCUCUGCAUCAAGGAUCCAAUUCUUUAGUGGAUGUACAUAAUAUUGUCCAUAACAGUCUCAUGUACAUACCUGAGGAUACGCACAGUUUAGAAAUCUAAUGAUAUAUGCUACUUACGUGUUGGAGAAGAUUCCUUGAAAACUGUGCAAACCUGAAUGUGUGAAGCAGUCACUGUAAGUAUAUAGGCCUUUUAUCGAUGAGUAUUAUAGUGUCUUUUUUUUUUCCUAACAUGCUAAAGGAGUUGUAUUUUUGUGUAUUCAUUAAGAGUAUGUAUGUGUGCAUAUGUGCAAAUUUGGUACCUAAGGGCAUUUGGAAGGUUUUAAAAUGCUUUGAAAGAAAAUGCACAUUUUGUCACAAUUAGUAGAUGGUUUUUGAACAUGCUGGAAACAUUAUGAAUGCCCUCAUAUGAGUGCAGGUUAAGAUUUGAGUGGAACACAGGAAUUCUUGUAGACACACUUCUGUACUUACACAUCAUUAUUUACUUGCAGCCUUGUGCUACAAGAUUUCAGUGCUCUAUGUGCAGCUUGUGUGUUCUAUAUGACAAGCCACAAACAUCAAGCUUGUGGCUCAGCAGAUGCUAAGCAAGUUGUUUUAAAUAAAUGUCUCCCCUCCUACAUUCCCCAAAAUGCAUUGCAUCAAAAUCAAAUGUAAAUCUGGCCUAGAAGAAGAAAAUAGUUGAUGGAAAACAAUUCACAAAAUAGUGCCAGAUUCUGAUGAUUCUCCGUAGGUUAAGUACCGUUGAUCUCUACAGAUUGUCCCAGCGAAAUUGGGCAAAUGUGAUUUGAAGUGGUAUGCAGCAUAUUGAAGGGUAUCAAAUUGUGGCCCAUAACAUGGGAAAUAAUCUGUCAGUUCACAGUCAUAAUUACAAAUGCUCUCCUAGGCUCAGUCCUGGCAGUGAAAUCAUUUAGAGUCAAUUCGUCCUCCCACACCUGUGGUGACAACUGUUAAGGGCACCCAAAAAACAAAAACAGUGAUUUCCAGUUAUGCUUUUACUUAGCUUGGGGCAGUCUCAGGACCCGUGUCUUUAACUGUUGAUGAUCUUUUAUUUGAAGCAGCACCUUAAUGAAUAUAGUAAACCUUUGAUGGUAAUGAGUAACGAGUAUAGUAAACCUUCACACAGUUAUCUGAAAAGACAAUUGUUCUCAUAUCAGACUGUUGAAUGUAGCUAGUCAAUAAAUUAAAGUCUAUUAUAUAAAAGUGGUAGCUUUUUCAUAUGGAAUUCCAAAUUAUGCUCUUAUGUAUGCAGACAAUUGUGCCUGACAUUCAAUAAUUUCACAGGAUGGUAUUUUACAUGUGUAUAUAUAUAUAUCUCUAUAUAUACAUAUAUGCUUUGUAUUUGCAGCUGACAAGCCAGUACUAUCUUGAAUACCUGGUGCUGGAUAUUAAACAAAAAUAUGUAUAGCAUGUUUAAAAAAAAAAAAAAAGAAAAAGAAUUUAAAGAAAGCUACUCAAGGCAGCUAAUAAUGCUUUUACCAAAAUGUUCAUAGAGAUGUCUCUUGACAGCUAAUGAAAUAAUUAUUUUAUAAUGUUUAUAUGUGGAUUAAAAAAAAAAAACAACACAAAAAACAAAACAACAAAAAAAAAAACAGACAGAAAACAAACAAACAAAAAAAACAACCAAACACCUAGAAUCAUAGGCAAUGUAAUACCAGCAUAAGCCAGAAAUAGACCCAAUGAACCAGCUUUGCUUGAGAAUAUGAUUGUUGUUCCUGAAAUAUUACCAAAAACUAUGGAGGCAUAGAGUAAUGUGUAGCACCCAGUGGAGACUGAUUUUCCAACAAUAUGUAAAAGCUACUCUGGUUUGUAAUGGUUCGAGCCGUGUCUCGAUCUUGCAGACUUUGUCUCAGGUAAAACUGUCAGUUGGGGCAGUAGAAUUUGUACUGGGGUAAAUUAUUUUAGUGAGGGUUUCUUGGUGCGUGUUUGUGAUAAAUUUACUAUUGUGUUUCAGUGAUAUUUUGAAUAUUUUUUUCUCCUGUACACUAAGGUGUUUAAUAGUUUAACAUUAUAUUAACUAAAGUAAAAAAGAACUGAGCUCCCAAGGAUAUUGCAAGGACUGUUCAGCAAAUUGCUGCAAUUUAAACUGAAAAAAAAAAAAAUAAAAUGAAGAGAUAAAA
This is a messenger RNA of Tympanuchus pallidicinctus (lesser prairie-chicken), 5885 nucleotides long. RefSeq names its product estrogen receptor 1 (gene ESR1). Gene Ontology annotation, cellular component: nucleus. Gene Ontology annotation, biological process: regulation of DNA-templated transcription; steroid hormone receptor signaling pathway. Lineage: Eukaryota; Metazoa; Chordata; Aves; Galliformes; Phasianidae. Gene Ontology annotation, molecular function: steroid binding; DNA-binding transcription factor activity; zinc ion binding. The record is from RefSeq and is a predicted model, not a curated record.